Molecule: messenger RNA, 909 nt
Organism: Clonostachys solani
Lineage: Eukaryota; Fungi; Ascomycota; Sordariomycetes; Hypocreales; Bionectriaceae
Source: the annotation of a GenBank genome assembly
AUGAAGCUGACAACCCUCCUCCUCCUCCUAUUUACAUCGGCCCUCGCCCUGGCCGGAAUACCCCCGUAUGAGAUACAUGCAAUAUACCCAGCCGAGGGCUCCAACUCGUCCUCGUCCUUCAACUCGUCUCGUGUCAUCAACCCGUCCCAGGCCUCCAACUCGUCCGCGGCACGCCUCCUCACCAGAGGAAGGCCGGAGCUCCUCGCCAGAGGAGACGACCUCACGGAGAAGACGCCCAUCCCCUCGGGCCACAGCUUCUGCCACAAGCCGGACUGGGUCCCCAACACGAAAGACUACCACGCCGCCAUCAGCCUCCUCUUCGACGCCCCCCAGUUCUUCGUCCCCAGCCAGAGCGUCCGCUACGCCCUCUACGGCGACGCCGUCGUCUACAUCUGCAACCCCGGCGGCGUCAACACCGGCAGCCUCCUCGAGUUCAUGGAGGCCAUGGCCGACCUCGACGCCGAGUGCGGGCCCGGCAAGCCCGGCAAGCGAGUCCUCACCGCCUGGGACAAGUACUACGGCCGCACCGUCCGCGGCGGCACCAUCUGCGACCUCGAGGGCAGGCACAGGAACCCCUACGGCGGCAAGACCGGCCUGCCGAGCGACCUCGCGGACAAGGUCAAGGCCGGCUGCAAGUCCCACGUCAACGGGUUCCUGUCCAUCUUCGACGGCUGGAAGGACAGGCCCGAGUGCUACGACUCCGCCGCCCGCGAGGGCAGGAUGAGGAAGCUCCGGGCCCGGUUCCCGUGGUACAAGCGGGAGUCCGACAACGAUCGGGACUACGACGUGCCUUACAUGAAUGUAGAGGGGGAGGAGGACCGGGAAAGUGACCGGGAAAUCGAGAGCCAGGGCCAGAACAACGAGGGAAAGAACGGCCAGGAAAAUGAAGAUGAAAAGGGGCGCGACUAG